This is a messenger RNA of Sceloporus undulatus (fence lizard), 8250 nucleotides long. It is a transcript of the gene WIZ, whose product is annotated as WIZ zinc finger. The transcript has 13 exons. Bases 555 to 6953 code for a protein of 2132 amino acids. The record is from RefSeq and is a predicted model, not a curated record. Gene Ontology annotation, biological process: regulation of transcription by RNA polymerase II. Gene Ontology annotation, cellular component: nucleus. Gene Ontology annotation, molecular function: DNA-binding transcription factor activity, RNA polymerase II-specific; RNA polymerase II cis-regulatory region sequence-specific DNA binding. NCBI's taxonomy places the organism in Eukaryota, Metazoa, Chordata, Lepidosauria, Squamata, Phrynosomatidae.
AUAGAGAGGGAGGCAGGAGAACAUGAAGGACAGUAUUAGAAGGCUUUGAUUUGUGGGAGGAAAGCAGCUGUUUCACAGUUUGAGAUUCAGGUGCCAGAGGGAAUGUCUUCUCUCAUAUCAGCUUGCCCAUGUGGUAAAAUUGGCCUUACAGACCUUCUCCAGGAUGACCUGGAGGAGAGUGGUGACAUAAGAGAGGGCCUUUUUGGUUGUGCCCCCAUACUUCUUCUUCCUAAGCAGCCUACCUAAAGUCUACAUUUGUUUUUGUUAGGCGGCUUUCAUGCUGCUUUAACAGCUGGUUUAACAUUAUGCUUUGAAUUGUUGUAAGCUGCCCUAAAAUUCUUUUAAAUUGGAUAUAGAAAUAUUUUCAACAAAACAGUGGGGACAGGCAGAAAUAUGGUUUGACCUUUGGUCAACUCUAGGACUUUGCUGCUUGCAUCACAUGAGAAUCAAAGACUGCAUUCCUCAUGCGCCAGGUUGUCUGGCAGUAACUGUUCCAAAUCCACCAAAGGCUUGAUAUAUGGUUUGUGAAAUCAACUCAGCAACAUCCACAAGGAAUGGAGAAAGUUCUUUCAACUGCUUUAUUAGAACAAGAAAAAGAGCUCGAAGAUGGUGAUGAAAAAGCUGUGCUGAUGACCGUGGGGUCAAAUAAUGAGGAUCUUGCUGCCCUUGAGUAUUCCCAAGGUGAGGAAAGAAUAGCUGUCUUUUUGAAAGAUGCAAAAACACCUCCAAAGAGUGUCCCUGUGUUGGAGCAAUCGAAGGAAGGGGGCAUUGGUCUCAAGGAGGCAGUCUCCAUUUCAUCAGAGAAACCAGAAGCAAUGAAGAAAGAGGGGAAAGUGACUGCUGAGAUGGGUAGCCCUAAGGAGGACCCCAGCUUUUUGUUACCAUUCUCUCAUCAAGAACCCGCUGAUGCUUUGGAAGCCUGUGCAGUGACAGAUGAGCCCAGUCCUUCUCCUCUUGACGUUCCUACCAUAACAGGUCGCAGGAAGGAAUCCUGCAGCAAGACAGAACACCGGUUAAAAUUCAGGAAAGGCUGUUACAAAGCAGAUUCAAGAAGAUCAGCAGAUCAAAGAAGCAUGACUGUUUUGUGGGAUGGCUCUACACAGGAGACAGUGGGUAGUGUCUCCAAAGAAGAAAGCACUUUAGAAAGACUCCCUGGUUUGAAGGAUUCAGAGAGCACUAAGGAAGUUGCAUGGCAAAAUCCUUCUUACUCAAAGGAACCCACUUCUGCAGUGGAAUCUAACAUUAUGAAAACUGUGCAAAUGAAUACUGAUGAUCUAGAAGGGGAGCUUGAGCACCUAAAACCUGGCAUGGCAGCUGGGGAAGCUUCACCACCACUGGCUGAUGCACAUACUGUUAGUGGGGAUGAACGAUUCCAUAGCAAUGAACCAAAGCAGCUAGACUCUUUCAGCAAAGAGCACUUAGACAGAAGGCAAGAGAUGGAAAAGAAGGGCUUUCAGAGAUUUGACUGGCUUUCUGAGCACAAUGAAGGGCUUGAUCCUCUCUACAGAAAUAUAAAUAAGCCAGCAGAUGUAGCAACAAACCUUUCUGUCAAAGGACAGUCGGCUCGAGAAGCUUCUUUGUUGGCUCUGCCAGUAUUUAGAAGAAUGCUAAAUCCUCAUCUAAGUAAAGCUAAGACUGCUGAAAGUGCACCCUCCCCCAGGAUGGGGCAGGCAAUGGACUCUGAUUUAGGUGAUGUAAAUUCUGUCAACACAGCUGAGUGGGCAUUGCAGGCAUCAGGGGUUCAAACCACUACGGACCUGGCUGUCCGUAAACAUACUUGGAGCAUUAGGGGCAGAGAUACUGUGGAACAUGUUCCUCUGAGGUCUGCAGAUUCUCCUUCCUGCAGUACCUAUGAUGAUAAGUCGAGGCCAUAUUCAUGCAAUCUCCUGCUGGAGGAGCAGGGGAAAGAUGAUGUAGGCCAGGAGGAGGACCCCACUGUAUACACAUGUAUUGAGUGCAGCAUCUAUUUUAAGAUGAAGGAACAUUUGAUGGAUCACAUGCUUCAGCAUAACAGAGGACUAGGUCUGGAUCAAAGCAGAGAGGGUGCUGGAGAUCAGUGUCAGUUGACCUGUAAUGAAUGUGGAUGGGCUUUUGGGGACAUUGUUUCUCUAGAGCAGCACAGGAGACUCCAUCAGGAGUCGCGAGAAAAAAUCAUUGAGGAAAUUCAGAAGCUGAAUGAAUUUCCAGAUGAAGGCCGUGAUGCUAGGCUACAGUGCCCAAAAUGUGUGUUUGGAACGAACUCCUCUAAGGUGUUUGUCCAGCAUGCAAAAAUGCAUGUCAGGGAGAGGAAAGACCAAGGCUUGAAACAUGUGAACUUGUUUGGUAAUUCUGGUGGUAGUGAACCAAGAGACAGCUCCAUGCACAACAUAUACAGACACUUCAGGCCAAAUGAGCAUUCAUCUCAAAUGGCACACGUGCACAGUAGCAACAAAGGUCAUAGCACUUGCAUGCUUUGCAGCUUUCCUGCCCCGAAUGAUAAUAUUUUAAAAGAACACAUGAAAUAUACUCAUUCACACUUGCCCUGGAACACAGAGACUUUUGAAGCAGAUAUGAACCAGCCUGGAACUAGUAAGGAUACCUACAGCCCUACCGGGUCCAGUCAAUUUUCAGAAAGUGAUUAUUUGAAUAAAGCAGACAGACUCUUUCCCCAUUCUCACUGUGAGAUCAUUUCCCCCUAUGACUCUCCCCCUGCCUUUCCAGGGGGCCAUCAGAGACUUAAUAAAAGCAAUGGCACUAAUAAAAAAGAAAUUCCAAAGCCUGGCUUUCGGGCCAGGAAACGAGCUCCCUAUAGCUCCUCACAGAAGAUCUUGGAGAUGUCCUCUCUUACCUCAACAAAUGCUUAUUCUCCACAUGGUCUAAAAGAAAUGAGGAAUAAAAGCACAGUGCUGUCACUUGAUUCUGAGAGGGAGAGCGCCAAAAGCCAUCCAGGUGUGUUAGAAGAACUCCAUCACAAGUGGUUACCCAUAAAUGAUGUUAGGAGUAUGGAAGAAGAAUUCCCCUUAGCAACAGAAAUACAGUUAGCAGAGAAUAGAUACUUCAGGCCCUUUGCUAUUCCUCAGUCUGCCUUGGACCUCAAAAGGACUUUCAUGGGCACUUUGAAGGCAAUAGAUUUUUCAGUAGCCUCAGCAGGACAGCAGCACCAGUUACGUCAGAUGGUUCCUAUUGUUAUUGUUGAGGAAAUUUAUCUUUAUCGCAGAAAGGUGAAACGACCCAAGAUGAAAACUCUCAAGAAAAAGGUGUUGCCUUCCUCCCGAGAGUUUGGCAUGGAUGAGUCCCUUCCCUUAGGUGUCUUCCUAUUAGAUUCCUCUCUAGAAGGAUCUCUAGAACUGGGUGACCUUCUGGAUGCAGAUUCGCCGAUGUUGAAGAAUGAGGAGAGGAAAUGCCCAUACUGUCCUGACAGGUUCCACAAUGGGAUUGGCCUAGCCAAUCACGUGCGGGGCCACCUGAACAGGGUGGGUGUGAGCUACAAUGUCCGUCACUUCAUCUCUGCAGAAGAAGUGAAAGCUAUUGAGCAAAAAUUUUCCUUCCAAAAGAAGAAGAAAAAAGGUAUUGCAAACUUUGAUCCGAGUACUUUCAGUUUAAUGAGAUGUGAAUUCUGUGGGGCAGGCUUUGACACACGUGCAGGCUUAUCCAGCCAUGCCAGGGCCCACUUGAGGGAUUUUGGUAUCACCAACUGGGAGCUUACCAUUUCACCAAUUAACAUCUUGAAGGAGCUAUUGGCCAAUUCUUCAGAACAUCCUAUGCUUCAAUCUGCACUAGGAACUGAUCCUUCAUCUCCAAAUCAAGACAGAGAGAUGCUUGGCUUUAGGCCCUGCAAAAGCACAACCCCUUUAUCUGAAUGCAGCUUUUCACAAUCACCUUUCUCCCCAUUCCCUCCUUCCUGGGGAGAUGAGCCCAUGCAGUCCUUCAGAGAUGUUAUGGCUUCUGAAGAGGAAGAGGACAUGGUUACUGCGGAGAUGGGGUCACCACCCCUCCAGAAGAAGAGUUCUCUGGCUGGGUCAUUAGACCAAAUUCCAAAUAGAAUAGGGGGUUCAUUAUCUCCUGAACUUUCCAGUAGCAAGACAGACUCUCAAGAUUCCAAAACACCAAACCUCACAACAUGUGAGGUCUGUGGCACCUGCUUCGAGACACGCAAAGGCCUGUCCAGUCAUGCCCGUUCUCACUUACGUCAGCUUGGUGUGGCUGAAUCUGAGAGCAGUGGAGCUCCCAUCGACUUACUGUAUGAACUGAUGAAGCAGAAGGGCAAAGUGGACAGCGGCCCCAUCUCUCCAAGUAUUAGCAAAAAAUCUGCUUCUCCCAAAGAAGGGACUGCAGGGUCCACACGGCCAACACUACUGCCUCUCAGCAAAGCUCCAGAACGGCCUCAGGAGCCACCUGUAAACAAAGCAAUCAAAUCCCCUCCAGGUUUCACCCCCAAGAAUGUUUCCCAGCCAGGAUCUCCCAUACUCAAGAAAGUGGCACCUGCUUUGCCUGGUUCUCCUCUGCCAAAGAACCCCGAAGACAAAAGCCCCAAGCUACCGCUGAGCCCUCUGCAGAGUUCUCCUAAAGCACAGUGGCCGCAGCCGGAGGAAGAAGGCCCCUUAAAUCUAACUGUAGAUAGUGACUCGGGCAGAGAAAAUGACUGCCAGUUAUGUGGUGCCUGGUUUGAAACCAGAAAGGGGCUGUCAAGUCACGCUAGAGCCCACCUGAGACACCUGGGAGUGAGCGAUCCAGAUGCUAAAGGAUCUCCUAUUGAUGUUUUAAAUGAUCUCAUCAAAAGCGAAGACUUCAAAGGCCAUCUUUCUUCUCUCCUCCCUAGUGAGAGAGAAUCGUUAGGGGAGACUGAGAGCUCUGAUGGACCCAGCCCAAAGAGCACAGCUACAGCAGCGCCUGCCACAGGCACGAAACAAGCACACUCACCAAGGCCUUUGGGCAAACAGCCAUCUGUACUCUCACCUCAGUCCCCUCCACCAUCCAAGAAACUGAAGCCAAAUGGUCACAGGCUGUCAGCUGUCGCUGAUCUUCAAAGGAAACAGGUUCUUUCUUCCAGUGUAUACUGGGCAUCAGAUGCUGAGAUGGCUCCACUCAAUCUCUCCUCUGGAGCAGAACCUGUGCGGGACAUCAGGUGUGAGUUCUGCGGUGAAUAUUUUGAGAACCGGAAAGGGCUCUCCAGUCAUGCCAGGUCACAUCUGAGACAAAUGGGAGUGACUGAGUGGUAUGUGAAUGGCUCCCCCAUUGACACACUCAGAGAAAUUCUGAAACGGCGAUCUCAGCCUCGGAGUAGUACCUCCAGCUCCCCAUCACAGGGUCAGAAAUCAGUUGGCCCACCUGUUCUUGGAAGUUCUCUGGAGCCACGAAGCCCAGGGGAAGGUCAUAUGCCUGCAAUCCUUAAGAAGGCACAACAGCCAGGGAGCCCCAUGGGGCAUUCACCUACCUCUUCCCCUCCCCCAACUGCUAGAAAAAUAUUCUCGGGGCUUCCUUCUCCUUCAUCUCUGCACAAGAAGCUGAAACAAGACCAAUUGCGCAUGGAAAUCAAGCGAGAAAUGAUGUCUGGGGGACUUCACAAUGAUUCGCAUCUGUCCGACAGAGCUUGGUCACCACGAGACGAUAUGUCCCCACUCAAUCUCUCUUCUCGUGCUGACCCUGUGCGGGAUAUUCGGUGUGAGUUUUGUGGUGAGUUUUUUGAGAAUCGAAAGGGACUUUCCAGCCAUGCCAGAUCUCACUUACGCCAGAUGGGUGUAACGGAAUGGUCAGUCAACGGCUCUCCCAUUGACACACUACGAGAAAUUAUAAAGAAAAAGAACAAGCUGUGCUUGAUAAAGAAGGAGCCAAAUACAGUGAGCAUUGAGCUUUCAAAGCCCAUUGGAGAUGAAGGACCUGAUCCUAAAUCCCCUGGGAAAAUGCUGCAUCCCAUGGCCUUGUCCCCGCUGGGCGGGAGGACUGGAAAACCAAACCUUGGUCGGGAGGUCUCUCUCUCACCACUCAAAUCACAAGAGGGAUUCUUGGCACCACUUUCCACUAAGCGUCCACUGUCAGAUGAGCGGCUGAGCGGCCACAGCGAGUUGAAGCAGAAAACUUACAUCCAGACCGAAUUGCCAUUCAAAACCAAGCAUAUGCAUGAAAAGCCCACUCAUACAUAUUUUGCUCAGUUUAGCUCCCUGCCGUUUCUGCUCCCAGCCAGCGAAGCCUGCUGUGAACUGUGUGGCCUCUACUUUGAGAACCGCAAGGCACUGGCCAGCCAUGCUCGUGCACAUCUCAGACAGUUUGGAGUGACUGAAUGGUGUGUGAACGGCUCCCCGAUCGAGACUUUGAGUGAGUGGAUCAAGCAUCGUCCCCAGAAAGCCGGAGCCUAUCGCAGCUACAUCCAAGGUGGGCGGCCCUUCACCAAGAAGUUCCGCAGUGCCUCUCACAUGCGUGGCAAUGACGUCUCUGGGAAGAGGGCUCCCCUGAGCCUGCAGGCAGGCAGCCCUUCACUGGCAAGCAGAAGCCUAGGUGGGGAGAUGGUGCCCACUGAGGCCAGCAAAGCUGUGGAUGGUGGUGGUGGCGGUGGUGGUGAGCGGCCUGCAGUCACAUCACCUCUGUCGCUGGUAAAGGUGGAGGAGCAUCAGCAGUAUAACAUCAACAAAUUUGAACGAAGGCAGGCCAAACCCAUUGAGCCUCCUCCACUUCGGGAAGAAGAGUCCAGUGAUGUGCAGCAGAAGGUUGAAGAGGUCCGCCACCCACCCCCUAGAGUGAGACCAGUGCCCUCUUUGGUUCCUAGGCCACCACAGACUUCCUUGGUUAGGUUUGUGGGCAACAUCUACACAUUGAAAUGCAGGUUUUGCGAAGUGGAGUUCCAGGGCCCCCUCUCUAUCCAGGAGGAAUGGGUACGGCACCUCCAGCGCCAUAUUUUGGAGACUAACUUCUCCAAGGCAGAUGGCUUGCGAAAUGGGACCGAUGUGACUGUGGCACCACCUGUAGCUGAGGCUCAGUAGCAAAGCUCUUAGGAAGCACAAGCAUUCCAGGGUUUCUCCCUUACCUUUUCCAGAUGAACAGCAUUAAUGGUUAACAAACAGGGCCGAAAGCGGUAUUUGACCUGGAUUCCACAACUUCACUUCAGAGGCCAGGUGUCUGUAGGCUGACUGGACUUUGGGAGGUUGGGAGAAGAGCCCCAGCAUUUAAGCACUAAAUGAACCAUGCUGUUCCUAUUGGGGAUGCUCUUUAUUGACAGCAGUGGUACUCCAGAUUGGAGUUUGCUCUCGUGCUUUCUGUCUGCAAAGAGCUGGAGAAGUGAAGUGAAGUAAAAUGAGAAUUUCCUUAUCCUUCCAGUGAAUGCAAGUUUCUCCAAAGACACACUCUCAUUAUAGGGAGGAAGCAUGCACUUGCUCUGUUGCAGUUCAGGCUGUGAGCGAUGUGAUGGUGAGAGUCAUGAAUAUGAGGUUCUAGUGAAAGUUGUGAACAUGAGGAUCUGUGUGAGGCCAAGCAUAGGCAUGAUGGGAGGGUCGAUCCAGAGCUAUUUUGCUCUAUGGGGAAAGAUGUUGAUUCUGUAUGUGACCUUAGAGUUAAUGUAUGUUUGACUCCUUAGGUGACAAGUCUUUAGUUUCUGUAGAUGUUGGGUCCUGUUGUGCAUGUUCAUGUCCCCCAACUAUGUGUACUGGGGGUUGGUCCCAUUAACAGUUAUGGGGAAGUCAUACAUUUCUUGACCAUAUACAUUUUCCCCCUUCCUCACUUCCUGAUGCCACUUGGUUAUCCCUGUCUAUUUCAUGUGGGACCCUUCAUUUAGGAAAUCCAGCUCUGCCAUAUUGUGGCAGUCAGAUUUUGGCAGAGGAAUAUGUUGCAUUUCUUGUUUUUAGUCCUGAAAUGAAGAAUGGGUCAUGAUAUCCCAAAGAUGACCUCUGCUUGAAAUCAGUGGUGACGUGUCCUUUUAGCCAACUCUGAAUAAGCAAGUCCUUUUCAAGAGUACAUGAAAGGCUAAGGGGAGUAUGGUCUUGUGGAGUUCUUGGUGGAAGGGCUCUAGCAGGCCCUUAGUGCAGUUCCCAAAUCAGCAACAGUAAACUCUCUUGGAAUUUCUGCUUUCCUGUUUUGGUUACUGUUGCUGUCCAGUCUCUCUCUUCAUAGAACCUCAACUUUUUAAAUUCUAGUUUUGUGUAGAAGUAACAAACAUUUGUUUUUAUUUGGAAUCCAGGCUGAACAGAACCUGGUAAGAAAAUUACCUUUUAACUUUUUCAACGGGCAUAUUCUGGUUAUUACUGUACCUAGGAAUAUGUAUAUUAGAUUAAACUUCUGUUCUGG